CCCCGCAUUCCAAUUCGAACCAGCGACAAAAGCCAAGCGCAAGGGGAAAGAAGAAGAAGAAGAAGAAGAAGCCUCCAAACCGCGGGCGAUCCCUCCCAAGCUCCUCGCGCCCUUCGUCCCCGACCUCGCUCCCCUCCCCUCGCUCGCCUAUAUACAUACGUACGGACCAGCCACUGGUUCCGCGGAGCACUUUGCUUUGAGAGCGGAGGUCCCCGGCAAAGAAGAGGAAGAAGCGCUGCGGUGUGAGGAGGCUGCAUCAGCAGAGAUGGAGUGGCUCAACGAGUACGAGAAGCUGGUGAUCGGGAUGGACACCCCCAAGGUGGUCAUUGACAAUGCCGUCUGCCCCACGGCCACGCUCGUCCAGGUCGACAGCGCGAGGAAGCGAGGCGUCCUGCUCGAGGCGGUCCAGGUGCUCGCGGACCUCGACCUGUCUAUCAACAAGGCCUACAUCUCCUCCGACGGCAGGUGGUUCAUGGAUGUCUUCCAUGUCACCGACCGCCUCGGCCGCAAGCUCACCGACGACAGCGUCAUCACCUACAUCCAGCAGUCUCUGGGGACCUGGAACGGGCCGUCGCAGCCGGCGUCGCUUGAGGGGCUAACGGUGCUUGAGCUCACGGGCACCGACCGCACGGGGCUCAUCUCCGAGGUGUUCGCCGUCCUGGCCGACAUGAGCUGCAGCGUCGUCGAUGCCAGGGCGUGGUCGCACCGUGGCCGCCUCGCCUGCCUUGUCUACCUGCGGGACGAGGAUGUGGCCGCCGCCGGUGUGGAGCGCAUCGAGGCCCGCCUCGCCCCCCUGCUUCGCGGAGACUCGGAGGCCAGCGGCGGCGCUGUGGCCGCCGUCCCCGCCGGCUCCAUCGCGCACGCCGACCGGCGCCUCCACCAGCUCAUGUUCGCCAGCCGCGACCACGAGCACGCGUUCCCAACGCCCUGGGUGUCUGUGGAGAGCUGGGCCGAGCGCGGGUACUCGGUGGUCACCGUCCAGUGCCCGGACCGCCCGAAGCUGCUGUACGACGUCGUGUGCACGCUCACCGACAUGGACUACCUCGUCUUCCACGGGACCAUCGACACCAACGCCGGCCAAGCGCGGCAGGAGUUUUACAUCCGUCACGCCGACGGGAGCCCCAUAAGCUCCGAGGCCGAGAUGCAGAGAGUGAGUCAAUGCCUGCAAGACGCCAUAGAACGGAGAUCAUUCGAGGGAGUGAGGCUGGAGCUGUGCACGCCAGACCGGCCGGGGCUGCUGUCGGACGUCACCCGGACGUUCCGGGAGAAUGGAUUGCUGGUGGCGCAGGCCGAGGUGUCAACCAAGGGCGACAUGGCCAGCAAUGUGUUCUAUGUCACCGGCACCACAGCCGGCCAGGCCGUCCAGCAAAACGCCAUUGAAGCCGUGAGGGAGAAGGUCGGCGUGGACUGCCUUGUCGUCGAGGAGCACCGGCCGCGGCUCUACCAGAAGGCUCGUGGGCAGGAUGACCGGGACGACCGCAACGGCGCCGGCAUUGGGCUGCUCUACCUCGGCAACCUUGUGAUGAGGAACCUCUACAACCUGGGCCUGAUCAAAUCUUGCUCAUGAGGCAGAAACCGGACGCCAACGAUCAAGCCAGGCUCUGCUCGUCUAGGCACCCGGCUUGGUUCAACGUCGAUUCCAGAAUCAUCUCUUGUACAGUGACUGAGGAAGAUCCAGGAAAGCAAGCGCUGCGCAAGGAUCAGGGUCGGGCAGGAUCUGGAAGAAGCAGGAUGAUGGAACCUAGCAGUAGACAUGUACAUAAGGGGAUCCGAUUACGAUUAGAUGUUGCUAAUUAGCAGUAGUACUAGUGCCGGACUGCCGGUGUUUAGUGUGUGCAAUUCAUGAUGAUUUGUUCUCUGUUCCUCGCUGUUGUUCCUCCAUCUUUAGCUAAAAAUUCUUUGGGGACGGUUGGCUUU
Molecule: messenger RNA, 1917 nt
Organism: Hordeum vulgare subsp. vulgare (domesticated barley)
Lineage: Eukaryota; Viridiplantae; Streptophyta; Magnoliopsida; Poales; Poaceae
Product: ACT domain-containing protein ACR8-like
Exons: 4
Coding region: 266-1567 (433 amino acids)
Source: RefSeq, a predicted model, not a curated record